Telopea speciosissima is the source of this 881-nucleotide messenger RNA. Its product is annotated as 40S ribosomal protein S8-like. Lineage: Eukaryota; Viridiplantae; Streptophyta; Magnoliopsida; Proteales; Proteaceae. Gene Ontology annotation, cellular component: cytosolic small ribosomal subunit; ribosome. Gene Ontology annotation, biological process: translation; maturation of SSU-rRNA from tricistronic rRNA transcript (SSU-rRNA, 5.8S rRNA, LSU-rRNA). The coding region runs from base 108 to 770 and encodes 220 amino acids. The record is from RefSeq and is a predicted model, not a curated record. Gene Ontology annotation, molecular function: structural constituent of ribosome. The transcript is spliced from 5 exons.
GGGUUAGGGUUUUUAUAUCGAAGGGGUUAUGCAAAGAGAAUUAGAGAGCAGAGGAGAGAGUUGCUGCGUAGAGUUCCUCUUCAUCGUCUUUCUGCAUCUCAGCAAAGAUGGGUAUCUCUCGAGACUCCAUGCACAAACGUCGUGCCACUGGUGGCAAAAAGAAGGCCUGGAGGAAGAAGAGAAAGUAUGAACUCGGUCGUCAGCCUGCCAGCACUAAACUGUCGAGCAACAAGACUGUCAGGAGGAUCCGUGUUAGAGGUGGCAAUGUGAAGUGGAGGGCUCUCAGGUUGGAUACCGGCAAUUACUCAUGGGGAAGUGAGGCCGUCACCCGUAAGACACGUCUCCUUGAUGUGGUUUACAAUGCCUCAAACAAUGAACUUGUCCGGACACAGACCCUGGUGAAGAGUGCAAUUGUUCAGGUUGAUGCUGCCCCAUUCAAGCAAUGGUACCUUCAGCACUAUGGUGUUGACAUCGGUAGGAAGAAGAAGGCAACUGCCAAGAAGGAAACAACUGAGGAAGGAGAAGCUGCUGCAGAAGAAACAAAGAAGAGCAACCAUGUCCAGAGGAAGCUGGAGAAGCGUUUGCAGGAUCAUAAACUUGACUCCCACAUUGAAGAGCAAUUUGGCAGUGGGAGGUUGUUGGCUUGCAUCUCUUCCCGUCCUGGCCAAUGUGGUAGAUGUGAUGGGUACAUUUUGGAAGGAAAGGAGCUCGAGUUCUAUAUGAAGAAGAUCCAGAGGAAGAAAGGAAAGGGUGCUGGUGCCACUGCUUAACCAAAUCGUUUUUGCAAGUGUUUCAACUCUGCCCUAUUUUGGCAUUAGGUUUGUUCUGUUAUGUUGUUUUUCUUCCUUUAGGAGGAUUAUUUGCUUGUUGAACACAUUUGA